Molecule: messenger RNA, 225 nt
Organism: Oppiella nova
Lineage: Eukaryota; Metazoa; Arthropoda; Arachnida; Sarcoptiformes; Oppiidae
Source: the annotation of a GenBank genome assembly
AUGCGAUGGCAUUCGUUUACGAAACAUUGCGAAUACGAAAUCCUCUACCAGGGUGGACAUACAAUUCCUGCCGGUACUCCCAUAGUGUUUCACCAGUUCUCGGUACUCAUGGAUGAAAAACAGUGGCCUAAACCUAACCUAUUUAAACCGGAACGAUUUCUAAAUAAACAUGUGCUAUUCUACGGAGGAAUAGAAGUGACAAAAGAGUACUUCAGUUAUCCAUAU